UCUACUGUUGCGCUGAUUCUACUCAUUUACGGUACAUUUGUUGGCGACGGAAACUCGCACAAUAAGCAUGACAUAUCUCCUAAAAUCAGGAAGGUACAAGAAACAAAUCCUAAAAUAGCCGUAUACGAAGAUGAAAAAUGGAUACGCGCGGGGAAACCAUAAAGUGAGCAGACCGAUGGACUUGGUCAGAACUGUUUUGGUGACUGGUGGUUCUGGAUUUAUUGGGUCUCACCUUGUGUGUUCCCUGGUGCAAAGGCAUCCCGAAUGGAAAAUUUAUAACUUGGAUAACUUGGAUUACUGCUGCAGCCCAAGGAGUCUGGAGAGCAUUGAAAACAGAGCAAAUUACACUUUUAUCAAGGGGGAUAUCUGUAACUCCCAGCUGGUCAACCACAUCUUCAACACAGAAAAUAUUGAUGUGGUCUUUCACUUGGCUGCCAAAACCCACGUUGAUUCAUCAUUCAAAAGCCCAUCUACAUUCCAGCAUGUAAACACUGAGGGAACCAGAGUUUUGCUGGCGGCUGCUAGCCAGACCUGCCAUCAGCUUCACCGCUUCAUCUAUGCUAGCACCGAUGAAGUGUACGGAUCUAGUCUGGAUGAGGUGUUUGAUGAAAACUGUCCUAUGAGGCCUUCCAACCCAUAUGCUGCCUCAAAGGCAGCUGCAGAGUGCCUGGUUAAGUUGUACUGGGACAAAUAUAAGCUUCCUAUCAUCAUCACCAGGAGUAACAACAUCUAUGGUCCACAGCAAUACACUGAGAAGGUUAUCCCCAAGUUUAUCACCCUUUUGCAAAAGAACAAGAAAUGUACCAUUCAGGGAACCAUCCCCAAAUCUCGCAAUUUCCUGUUCAUCGAUGAUGCAGUCAAUGCUUUCCUCCUGCUUUUGGAAAAAGGAACUGUGGGAGAAGUUUACAACAUGGGGUCAAACUGUGAGAUCGGCAUAGUGCCACUAGCCAGGGAACUCAUAAAGAUGGUACAGAACGUGCCAGAUGAUGAGCUGAACGUCUGGCUUGAGUUUGUGCCUGACAGACCAAAGGUCGACAUCCGUUACCCCAUCAACAGUGAGAAGCUGCAGAUGUUGGGCUGGAAGGCCGAGGUUUCCUGGAGUGAUGGCAUCAAACAGACUGUCAAAUGGUAUCAGGACCACACAGACUUUUGGUCAGACACAUCAGAUGGCCCAAAAACAAUUGAAAGUGGGUUUGAAACUGCUUUCUAAAUAUGUAGGUUAUUUAAAUAUAUUGCCUUUACUGUAGCAUUAUUGGGCCAACAAGCAGUUGACCAAAGCAUCUUGAAGUAAACUUGAAUGUACUUUUUCCCAGGGGGACACAGACAUGUAGUCUUAUUUUUGUAUCGACUUCAUCUACUUUUACUUGUUUCCCCCAAAGCAAACAAUGUAUAUUGAAAGUGCCAUGUAAAUAGUUAAGUUUAAAGAAACAUUGUGGUUUAGUAAUUUCCACUGGAGGGGUACAUGCAGUAAAAUUUAAAUGUAGAUCAAAAAAAAAAAAACAGUUUAAAGUAUGGCAUGAUAUAAUUUGAAGUUUCUCAACCUUUGAAUUCUUUUGUAGAUUUUUUUUUUUUUUUUUUAAACUUUGCAAUGGUACAGUUCAUUACAUUAGGGCUUGUCCCUGCAUUGUAGUUUUGAGAAAAUAGUUUUUGCAGUUUUUUAACUUGAGCAGAGGUUAAACAAUUUUUUUUAUGGUUUUGUGGAGCACAAAAACUUUGUGCUCCACCUCUUUAGGAGGAUCAAUGUUAUUCAAUGAUGAGUUGCUUGCUAAUGUUGAGAUAAAAGGACUUCCCAAAGGGAUGCUCAAGACUGUUGCUCUUGACAUUGUUGUGAAGAAAACUUUAAAGUGUUUUUUAAUGUACAUCUUGGGUUCAGCAUUACAAUGAUAGGUUGCUUCAUUUCAUUUUCUCAAACUCAAAAUACUAGUUUAAUGGGUGAUUGUUUUCACGUUAGUUUGCUAAUGCUAAAUAUAAUGUAUUUAGUUGUGCAUGCGUUAAGAGUACAGUACAAUUACGUAAACUACUAGGUAUUCUCUAUGGGGUUCAGGUCAGGAGAGUUGGCAGGCCAAUUGAGCACAGUAAUGCCAUGGUAAUGCCAUGGUCGGUAAACCAUUUACCAGUGGUUUUGGCAGUGUGAGCAGGUGCCAGGUCGUGCUGAAAAAUAAAAUCUUCAUCUCCAUAAAGCUUUUCAGCAGAUGGAAGAUGAAGUGCUCCAAAAUCUCCUAGCUGCAUUGACCCUGCCCUUGAUAAAACACAGUAGACCAACACCAGCAGCUGACAUUGCACCCCAGACCAUCACUGACUGUGGGUACUUGACUCUGAACUUCAGGCAUUUUUGGUAUUUCCUUCUCCCCAGUCUUCCUCCGAAUGACAUGCAUAAUUUGCUUUAAUCUGAAAAAAGUACUUUGGACCACUGAGCAACAGUCCAGUGCUGCUUCUCUGUAGCCCAAGUCAGGCGCUUCUUCCGCUGUUUCAGGUUCAAAAGUGGCUUGACCUGGGGAAUGCGGCACCUGUAGCCCAUUACCAGUAAGCGCGUGUGCACGGUGGCUCUGGAUGUUUCUACUCCAGACCCAGUCCACUGUUUCUGCAGGUCCCCCAAGGUCUGGUAUCGGCCCUUCUCCACAAUCUUUCUCAGGGUGCGGUCACCUCUUCUGGUUGUGCAGCAUUUACUGCCACACUUUUUCCUUCCCACAGAGAUGCCUUGAUACAGCACUCUGGGAACAGCCCAUUCGCUCAGAAAUUUCUUUCUGUGUAUUAGCCUCUUGCUUGAGGGUGUCAAUGAUGGCAUUCUGGACAGCAGUCAGGUCGGCAGUCUUGCCCAUGAUUGCGGUUUUGAGUAAUGAACCAGGCUGGAGUUUUUAAAAGCUUCAGAAAUCUUUCGCAGGGGUUUUGAGUUAAUUCGUUGAUUCAGAUGAUUAGGUUAGUAGCUUCUUUAGAGUACCUUUUCAUGAUAUGCCAUUUUUUUUAAGAUAGGGAUUUUGUUUUUGCCAAAAUCAUCAAUAUUAAAACAAUAAAAGGCUUGAACUACUCCAGUUGUGUGUAAUGAAUCUAAAAUAUAUGAAAGUCUAAUGUUUAUCAGUAUAUUACAGAAAAUAAUAAACUUUAUCAGAAUAUGCUAUUUUUUUGAGAAGGACCAGUAUACCUGCAACUCAAAAUUUAACCACUUGAGUGAUGGGUUCUCUCAAGCCCCUAAAGACAAGUAACAGAGGCAGGAUAAUUUUGCAAAUCCAAACUUUUAAUUGUGGUAAAAUCACAAUGGAUGCACAAUAUUAUUUUUCCUUAAUGUAGUGCUCCUCUUCGUGCACAACUGCUAAACUAAUACAUAAAGCAAAUACUAACUAGCAGGCUGGUGGCCCCGUGUGUCAACGCUGAACUGUCUGGCCAGUCAAUGACUACGUCAGGCUUUGUGCACUUGGGAGUAUAAUAUACAUCUUUGAAAUCGCCUUAUGAAAUCAAACCGAAAAGGGCUUGUCGCCAUGUCACCUCAAUCUGCCAGAUUGCCUUUGACAAACAACGUAAAGGAGCAUUCAACUUACAUUUCCAAAUUUGGAAUACAACAGGCUACGCAUCUUAACAUGCGCCACCUAUGUGACCCCAUUGCAUUCUGGACCACGGAGGCAGAAGAGCUACACAUGGCAAACUAGUGUAGCCAAAUCAAAUCCACAUCUUUUGCUCAUUUCCUGACUGGCCGGACGCUCAGCAAAGAGCGCAUGAGCACACUGUGCCUGAAAAUAUGCCGAUCACAACAACAUAGCAAUAGAACCACAGUUACUUCUGUGUUAUAGACUUUAAACAUCCCCACUUGGUAGACAAUCACACGAAGGGUAUUAACAGGAAGGAAAAGUGUCAAAACAUAUGAACAACCAAAAAAAAAAAAAAAAAAAAAAAAACCUGACUUGGAGCGAAUCUGGACAUGUUUGUACUGCAUGUUUGUUUUUUCUUUUUCUAUUUUUUUCUACAAAAUGGUUUUUGAUUCUUACAAUUUAAUCCAAACCUUGGCAUAUUCGGUAGAAUAGUCUCAAAUUAUGAUUUGUUUUUUUUGGGGGGAGCCAAUUGGAAAUGGCUGCAAAUGGUGUAUUAUUAUCAUCAUCAUGAUUGGGAUCGGCACCUGUUGUAUAAACAGGUUGGUGGAUCUGAUACUGAGUCCAAUGAGACUUUCAAGGUAAUCGGUUUCUCUCCGUACGUCAUAUUGGCUGGAAAGCCGCUAACUGCAGAUGCUGUGUGAGGUCGAAUUGUUUGGUAAAAGUGUGCCACGACAGCUCAUGACGUAUUUAGAGAAACUCCAUUACGCCGUUAUUAAAAAGCUCACACUACCCCAGAAAAAUAUAAAUUUUCACUCAUACCAAUGACAUUCAACAUUCAUGUGCCAGUGUUUUUGUUCACUGUCUUUUGGUCAAGUCACUUGUUUAAACAUUUGCACUAGGCUUAUAAAAAUAAAUAUUUCUCAAAAAUGUUUGAUAAAUUACACAAACUAGCAAACUCGAGAACUUUGGGUGCAAACAGCUGGAUCUUGCCGUUGCUCUGAACUACGACGCAAGCCGAUCCCCGCGUACAACUGGAACGCCCCUUUACUCACACACACAAACACACGCACACGCAUUGUUUAUAUCACUACAGAGGAGUCGUUUUUGGCAAGUACAAACACUCACUCGUGUGUACCUCUUGCGAGGCGUUAGAGGACCCGUGCUACAGAAGACAUUUUAAGUACUUUUUGUAAAAACUAGAAUUUUCAGUCUGACUACAAACAAAAGGCCUGUUGGCCGCAGCAAAGGGAGCAUAGCACCAUUAAAUUGUUCCACUACACCACACCUCUCAGUCUUAAGAGUCUGAUAAGUUAUCGCAGAAGCGCUUAAUUGUCUGCCAUGGCGGUAUGAUCCGUACAACCAACUUCUUGGUAACACAUUAGGAAGUGUAACCAAUAUCACUUUUAUUAGGACUAGCAGUCUUGAAUUUAAGGCAUCGGAAGGUAAAAUGACUUACUAUGGAGGCUAUGCGUGACGUACCGUGCUUGACCACCAAAUGGCAACGACAGACCCAGAAAACGCAGAAAAACCCACAGCUGUGCUAGACACUGUGCAAUUAGAGCUAAAUGCUAAAAUCAGCAGGCUAACCUGUUCGUUAUAAACGUUAGGUUGCAGGUUUUGACAUUUACAAGCAGCUUACGUGAUCUACAAGGUAUAACUGUGUGUGAGAACAACUAAUACACGCCGUAUGGAAGAAUUUCAAGGCACCGAGCACGUCAGAGUUAAUGACAGCAAAGUGCAUGCAAACCACAAAAAGGAGUAAAUUGGGAGUGGGUGUUUAUGUCACAGACAACCUUGCAGGAAAAUAGAAGGAGAAUUAAGUUGUCGACCGAUUGUCAUUUGCAACCCCACUGUGUGCUAGGCGUCAAGAGUGCAUCACUCACAUCUCAUGACAGCUUGAGAUGCCUGCACACAACACAGUUGGGGUCAAAAUGCUUCUCUGUAAUUUCCCUUGCAACUUACAACCACGUAAAAAAAAUUUUAAAAAUAAAAACUAUGGCAGAAUCAGUCUGUAAACCUCACUGCAAGACUUAGUUAUUAUAGGGACAACAAGAUUGACUGGGAUUUUUUAUGAUGUUUGUAAACUGUCACAGUGAACCUAAACUAUAUGCUGCUUUAAGGGGCUUUUUACUACAACGACUGACCUCCAAACAAAGUAACUGAACAAUACCUCCUAGUGUAACACUGCCCCCCCCCCCCAAAAAAGUGAAAAGACAGAAGAAGAAGAAAAAAAAACAGCAUAACUUAAAAACCUGCUAUAGAUUUGCAAGUCUAAAUUGCUUGACCAAAAAAACACAACAACACUUGCAUAUGUCCUAUUGUCUUAGCCCACAAAGCCAGUAGGCAAUUUCAAGAAAUCUAUCUGAAUCAAAUUGUCCACUGGACUCGGCUCUCAAGAUGUCGAGUCCAGCAUAGCGUGACCAAGCAUUAUUUUCACUUGACAACUUUCAACUAUUUACAUGUUAUCUACAUGUUAAUUUAAGAUCUCCAUGUACAUAAAAUUAAUUCACACCCUGAUUUUUGACCUUGCACUUGUCUGAAUGAAAGGUUUAUUAAACAUCGCCUGGUUCCACAGCAGGGCCCUGUGCAAAUGUAGCAAGUCCUCAUUUUGCUGCAUUGCAGGCUACUCAUAAUAUGAAUGUGGCCCAUUACAAUGAUCAUUGUCAUGUUUUUAGAAACCAAUUGAGCCGAACUCAAACCUUCAAAAAAUAAACAACAGCAUUCCCCAGUUUGUCUUAGUCCCCUAGACGCUUCUGCUGCCCUGCUGGGAAACACUUAGGCCCGAUGUAUGCAUUCAUCCUGACCGCGACUAAUCCAAAAACACUCAAAGAAGUACUGGAAUGAUUUUUUUUCUUUUUUUAAAGAGAAAACUCUUCAUGUGACUCUCCAGGAUAGAGUGAGCAGGGAAUUUUGGAUCUCUGAGUCUUUAGUUGUGUUUCCCCUUGAAGGACGCUUUUGACCAAAAAGGGCUUCAAAGGUUUUUGGGUGGAGUCACGUUCCCAAGAGCAUACUGACCAAAAGUGGCGCAACAGAUACAGGGCACUGAUAGACACAAUUUUAUAAUACAGCGGAAGUAAGGUAACUAUUUCAUUUAAAACAAAUGACAUCCUAAAGGUUUGAUGUACUUAAGUUUAGCCGCUGCACUCCUAAAUCCGAUCCUCCCCUUAGUGUCAUUGGCCCAGUUACUGAAAUACCAGCUUUUGACGACCAUGCGAGGAAUUUCUUGACUCCAAGCUCAAAGCAGAGCUGCAGAAUUCAUGUCUGAUUUCUAGAAGCAAGAAGCCCACUAUAAGAGGGAUGAUGCUAUUAGAAACCGGAAUAGAUACUGAGGAAUCACGUUUGAGUUUCCUCAUAGCAGCUUCACAUAGUUUAGUUUUGUUUAGUUUUGUUUGCCAAGGUUUGAUUUAGUUCAAGUCUAGCUUGUUUCCUUCCAAAGAGAAAUCAAGAUAACAAACCCAUACAUGACAUAAAAAUAAAUGUUAUUUACAGAAAUUAACGCCAAUGCUCAAAUUCUUGAAGGCACAGUACAGAAACAAAUGAUCUGACUUUGCUGUUAUUUUUGCCAAGUAAAGCACAAGUCCUAUGAUUCUGUUUGCUAACAUUUCGAAUGAUGGACAACGAUGCUUGCAAGCAUUUAAUUUCAAUCCCGGGAUUUCCUAAGUGUCCUCAGACAUCUAAGAUACCUGUAUAUCUGCACUUCAAUUAAAAGAAAUUGUUAAAAAAAAUAAGAGCUAAAGUCAUGGCCUCUCUCAACGACUGAGGCCUAAGCCAGUUCCUAUGUUUGAAUUUGUUUCAUGUCUCAGUGCUGUGUUUUUUUACUCUUACGGUGGACAUGCAUUAAACACAUAGACACAUGGGAGGGGAGAAGCUCACAGUGAGCCCGCAGAACAAAACAUAAUGAAUCAAAGAUUCAAAAAUGAAAAGUGAUACAAAGUAUGCAAUCGACAACAGGAAAUGCAAAAUAACAAAAUUGGAAGAAUCCAUUCGCCAUGUAGUCCGUUGUGAGAUUUUACUAUAAAAUAAAAUUCGAGUUCACUGUCCAGGGAUUUUGUGGGGGUGUUGUAUAAUGAGUAUAUUUAUAUAGCAUGCACAUAGGUUCUAAAUGUUGACUACAGCGGCAGAUGGGGUGAAGACAACAGAGCUGAGAAAGGAAGAAAGCUGAGUGGGGAGGGGACAAAAUAUGUGUGAGCGAGAGGAAGGGAAAGAGAAAAAAAAUGAA
Messenger RNA from Corythoichthys intestinalis (scribbled pipefish), 7740 nucleotides. Its product is annotated as dTDP-D-glucose 4,6-dehydratase-like. The transcript is spliced from 12 exons. The record is from RefSeq and is a predicted model, not a curated record. Gene Ontology annotation, molecular function: dTDP-glucose 4,6-dehydratase activity. Gene Ontology annotation, biological process: nucleotide-sugar metabolic process. Bases 131 to 1210 code for a protein of 359 amino acids. Lineage: Eukaryota; Metazoa; Chordata; Actinopteri; Syngnathiformes; Syngnathidae.